AUGACUGCAGUGGACCAAACAAGUUCAGACAAAUCUGUCAUAAAUGAAAACAGUGAAGGUGAGGGAGAUAUUUCGCACUUUACAUGGGUUAACUUGGCCCAAUAAAAAUGCAGCAUAGUAAGCUUACAUACGAAAUUAAAGUCUGAAAUAAGUGCUCGGGUUAAAGUUGCCAUUGUUCAACGUUGAAGAGGUCUUUAAGCUCAAAGUUAGCCAGAGGUGGUGGGAUAAUUAACAAACAGCAGUGUUCAUUGUCAAUUUCAUGUACUAGCCAUUUUUUGAAAACAGGGGCUUACGUGUGAUGAUCAAAUGACAAGUUUCGAAAAGCUGCGGAUUGCAAUUUGACAAAAAGCUGAUGAAAGUUUUCACUUCAAAAACCAAAAACUUUUUAGAGAAGCUCUACCUGUUAUGGGUAAUUGUCGUUGCUUCUAGAAAUCUCCAGACCGCUGAGUCAGGCUGACCUCCAUAUACUGACGCAGUAGUGGUAGUUGUUGUUGUUGUUGUUGUUAGAGCCACGACUGGUUUGAAAGCUAUACCGAGAGAUUGCUCAUUUCAAGGAACUUUGGAGACAGCAGUGUGAUUGUGUCGGUGGUGAGCUAGGAUAUAGACUGUGUUGGGCUUAAUUAGGUUUUAAUAACUAUAAUUACUGUACUGCUUUUAGGAGUCAUUCCUUGUUAAGAACAUUACUUUCUGUUUGAUAAAGUAGUUGAGAGUGUGGAAUUGUAGUGUUUUUCUGUCGGUUAGAUUAUACCAUAACACACCUCUAACUCUGAAAUAUCUAUCCUUCUCAGAUGUUUUUGUAUUUGCAUCACCCGUAAUUUCUUUCACCAACACGACAAGAAAUGGCAAGAACAUUGUAAUGGCACCUCGAUUUUGAUUAGGUGCCUACAUUUGUAUGAUUCUUUGAUUCUCACUUUUUAUUGGUUUAUUUCAGUGGGCUAAAAUACAUUUUUGCCCAUCAAAUUCUGCAUUUUAGCCAGCAAAACAGCUCAGCCUCAGAGAAAUGUGCCUGUUUGGACUUUCUUAGUAGUUCAUUUCUUUCAAGAGAAGCUUCUGAUGUUCAUAAUGCCCAUAGUAGCUCCAUGGCCAAUGGUAAAGUGCAGGUAAGUAUUACAGCUUCAGACCAAAUGCACUCAGUUUAAAUAAUUAUGCCAAACUGCUAGUAUGGCAAUUGCAUAAUUAAUUUCAACACUUACAAAUAAAAGAUUGUGGUUAUCCAUCCUGGUGAAUAACAAUAAAAGCUAAGUUUUUCGUUUGUCUCAUGAUGUAAUCACAUGUGACAUUUUGACUGCAUACUUCUUCUUCAGGCGAUGAGGUCGACUGGUCAUGCAUGAUCUUAUAAAGCAUGAUGCUCUGAUGUGGUUAGUUGUUGUUGUUUUUUUUUCAACAGUUCUAAUUGGUGCCUUUCGAUCCUUGCUGAGAGACCACAUUCUUGCUGAGAAAUUGCAUUUCGAUCCUUGUCGAAGCACCCAUUAGACAACUCAACACCAAACAAGCAGAUACUGUCAGAAGAGCUGUUCACGGUAUCCUUCAACAGGCAGAACUAACAGAGCCUAACAUCACAAAGGAGAUGUGAGAUGCACUUAAAAGCCUGAAAGAAGAACCAUCAUGGUUCUCCCAGCCGACAAAGGGCACCCUAGUGUAGUCAUGGAUACUGACACCUACCAAGCUACGGUGUCUACGCUUAUUGAGAACAGACCGUACCAACUCCUCAACAAAGAUUCAACAGACCGUUUGACCCACAAGUUGUCCGAAAAAGCUGCUUACCUUGAAGUAAAGUGGGUAUCUAUCCAAGGCCAUUUACAAGAUCAGACCCUAACACAAACAGCUGCAUAGAAUCUACGGUUUACCAAAGAUCCAUAAGACCGAUGUACCACUAAGACCUAUUGUGUUGUGCGUAAACACCUUUGCAUACGAUUUAUCUGCAUACUUAGCUAACAUCUUGUCUCCUUUCACAGGAAAGUCAGAGUUCGUAUUCACCAUCAGCAAUAAAACGAUCCUAGAAAACGAGAUAAUGGUAUCUUUCAACACAGAAUUACUGCUAACCAACGUUCCUCUCAAUGCCACUGUACAAGCCGCACAGCAGAAAUUCUAGAACAACCCAAGCCUUGUAGACCACACCACGCUAAUGCCUGCACAAAUCGCUGACCUUCUGACACUCACAUUGAGAUCCACAUACCACCAGUAUAACGGAUUGAUUUACAAGCAAAAGACAGCGCCGCCAUAGGGAGUCCGGUUUCCGCUGUUAUUGCUAACAGUUUGCUGAGAGUUUCGAAGAAGAGGCUAUAACUACAUCAUCCUACAAGCCUAGGAUCUGGAAAUGCUACGUGGACGAUACCUUUACCAUCCUGGAUUGCGAAAAUGUAGAUGACUUCUUACAACAACACAACCAGCACCCUUUCACCUGCUUCACCAUGGAGACAGAGAAAGACAACAAACUGACCUUCCUAGACACCACAGUUUUAAGAGAACCUGACGGCCACCUCACCACCCAGGUAUACAGGAAGCCCGCGCACACCAAUCAAUACUAAGUGCAUGGUUCACACCACCCUCAAUCAGUAAAGCACAGUAUUGUUAAGUGCCUUUACAAGCACGCCAAACAUCUCGUAAGAAAACCCUCCAUCAUCUCCGAGGAGAAAAAACAUCUCUCAUCUGUUCUGGUUUCUAAUGGUUAUCCUUUUUCUUUCUUGCAGAAACUUAACAAGACCAGAAAACCCUACAACAAUGCCAAACCCGCCAACAAGUUCAAAGCUACUGCAGUUUUACCUUAUGUCAAAGGUCUCUUCGAACAGCUUUGCCGCUGCUUACAACAACAAGGUGUAUGCAUUAUUCUCAAGUUGGAGACUAAGCUAAGAUCUCAGUUAGUACAACCAAAGACACUGUCCACCUGGCUAAACAAGAUGGCAUAG
This is a messenger RNA of Pocillopora meandrina, 2906 nucleotides long. NCBI's taxonomy places the organism in Eukaryota, Metazoa, Cnidaria, Anthozoa, Scleractinia, Pocilloporidae. The record is from the annotation of a GenBank genome assembly.